Molecule: messenger RNA, 3709 nt
Organism: Solea solea (common sole)
Lineage: Eukaryota; Metazoa; Chordata; Actinopteri; Pleuronectiformes; Soleidae
Product: cyclin-dependent kinase 12-like
Exons: 4
Coding region: 1435-3309 (624 amino acids)
Source: RefSeq, a predicted model, not a curated record
AAGCCUGUUUAAGAGCGUGAGUGUCGGCGUUAAACCAUGGUAUUAUUAUCAGACAGACAGGUAGUUGUAUUUUUUCUUUGUUAUUGUAGUUCAUCAUUGUAUAAUUAAACGUGAGUAAAUAAUGAUCAGUAAGGAGAGGAUUUUGGGGGAAAAUGUUUAACCAUACGUUAAAACAAGAUGGAGGCUGAGCUGGUUUACUAACGUGUUGAAUAAAAUCAACAGGGAAUUAAAUGCACAGCUGAGACUAUCACGGUCAACAUCUACAUGAAUGAUGAAAUCCCCGACAAUUAUAAUUUAUCUGUCUUGAGCACUAACUCGGAUAAUCCAGAGAACUCUGAAUAAGGUGCAGGUGGACGAUAAACUGUGACUAUCAGAAUUAGUUUGUGUUUUCCAACUAGGAUGAGAAAGACUAAAGAUGAAUAUCCAGGUUUGGGUUGGGGGUUGAUUAAUAAUCUAGUAUUAAAAAUGGCUCCUCCUCCUCCUCCUCCUCCUCGGCCUGAGCUUCUGGGAAUAUGGGUGUUAGCAUGAGUGGGUGGAGUCGACUCAUUUAAACUAACAUAAUCUUCUUCAUGUAACUAAGUUUCAGUUACACAGAAUAAAUCAAUUUGAUUGUUGGUAAUUAGAUCAUUAAUUAAAACAGAUUUAAAGGAGAGUGAUCUUAUAUUUAAUAGUCCACAUUUAAAAGUGGUUUUCUUGGAAUCUCUUUCAUUAUUACUUCACCCCACGGAGUGAAAUAUUGUGUGUGUGUGUGUGUGUGUGUGUGUGCGCGCGCUUCCACACUUGCUUGCACUUGCCACUAUGACCAAGAGAGAGCGCCAGAGGCUUGUUGCGUGAAUGGGGUGAAGUUGGCAUUGAUUCUUAUUAAAUGAGAAAGUCUAACUCCUCUUCUGUUCAUUAUUGAUUUAUUCACCUCAGGUCGUGGGACAGACACAGUCUCUAUGGGGUUUUUAGUUGGUGACUGCUCGAAUAGAAGCCUCCUGGUCUCAGCGCGUGUAUGGUUGUCCAUGGUUAUUUAUUUAAACAGUUUGUUCCAUUUAAAUAGUUUUGUUCAGAAUGUACCUUUUUUCUUCCUCAUAUUCCUCUCGCUCAUAUUUUCUAGGCUUAUUCUCAAUGAUUUAUUUAUUGGCUAACUGGCGAACUAUGCGCCCUCCGUCCAGCAGGUGGCAGCCUCUGAAUCGGAUGGAGGAGCAGUGAAACAGCGCGGCGGUGAGGUGGUGAGGUGGUGAGGUUGCACGGCCGCUGCCUGCAGAGUGGGAACAUUUUUUUAAGGCAAAUGUUUACGAACUGCACGUCGGUCUGUUGUUGUUGCUAUGAUUCGUACGAGUUAGCAAACGCAGUUUGGAAAUGUUCUCCCAGUUUCAUCUUAAAGAGAAUAACGCGAAAACGGAAAAGCUUAUAUGACCUUUACUCAGUGUGUGAAGCUGCUCUGAGACGAUGUACUCAAACAGGUCGGAGCACAGUCACAGGCGGCAGCACAGUGACAGGAGUUCCAGGCAGUGGGAUGACAGACGUGAACCCCACAGAGAUGUACCUCGGGAUUCCUUUCAAAAAUAUGAUAGAGCUGAGGGAGGAAACAGAAGCAGAGAGUACAGUGACUCGCCUCAGAGGCGAUACAGUAAAGACUGGAGCAGAAAGAGCCCAGUGAGAAGACGCGGGUCUUCUCCUGAGAAGAAGAGGCGAAGGUUUGUUGAUCAUGAUGAUGAUCACAAAUACAGAUGUGAACCUGAGGAUAAAACAUACAGACAAUCACCAGAUGGUUUUUCACACCAACCCAAGGAUUUCAAACAUUCAUUACCACAAAAAGACCAUUUCAAAUACAAGAAAACCUCUCAAGACUCUAGACACAGGCAUGAAGAGUUCAGCUACAGAACACAGCAUGACGAUCACAGACCAGCGUCUGGAUAUCACAAAGACAGAGAUCAUCGUGAAAGGAGCUGGGAGCGCUCAGAAGGGUCGACACGAUCUCAAGAGAGCUCCAUGAACAAUUUUGUCAAAGGAGGAGCGAGAGAAGACAGCCCCUCCAGACGUCACGAGGAUCAUCAUCAUCAUCAUCAAAGUAGUGCAAGGUUUCCAUUAAAUGAACCUUGUGGACAGUCGUUUGAGCGUGACCUCAUCAACCAAACUCCCACUCUUCCUGAGCAGAAGUCCAAUGAGGGAUUUCAACGUUUCCUCAACGUGCUCAACAAGGGCGUGAACGUCGCCAUGCUCACCAAGAUCGUCACUCGUCCGUCUCCAGAAGCCAACAAUCCACCGCACUCCCCUGGUUCUUUCACGGACACGGUGCAACAUCUGUGGUCUCCUGAUUCUGAUGAGAAGCAACAAGGAAGCCACCAAAACAACGGCCAGUGGAGUGAGAGCGAAGGACCCCGGCGACCUCACUGUGAGACCAAGACCUUCAGCCCAGUGGGACGUUCUCUGUCUGAUGACACGUCACUGCAAAGGAGUGACGGAGGACAAAGCCACCAUGGUUCGAACAGCAGAUUCAAGUCUCCAUCCGUGGUGGCGAAUAAAACAAUAACGCCUGAAGAUGAGCACAAGCACAAGCAAAUUCAAGAUGUUCUACAGGCCAUUGGCUUGGAUCUGGGUUCUGAGGAACUGGGCCAAAUGUCCCAUCGAAUCCAGGAGCGGUUAUACGGAAAGAAGGAUGUUGACCUGGCUCGCUGUCGAGGCAAAAGUAGAGAAAGAGACACAAGGCGAGCGAUUUCUCCACAAUAUCGAAGUAGAUCGUCCUCAUCAAACCCAUCAAAUUUCAGCUCUUUGACUGGGGACAGUUACAUGAAGAAAGACUCAUGUCGUGCUCAGAUGGAUGGAACAGAGGUGCGUCCCAUUCAGGUGCUUAAGACUGUUGAAUAUGUCCAGAAUAAUAGCAGUAAUUCUCUUCAGGACAGUGAUAAAUGUGAAACCACUGCUACAUUUCAGACAUUUUCUCAUGAUAACACCUACAGUGUUUCAGAGCCGCCGCCUCCUCUUCCUCCUCCUCCUCCCCCUCCCACAGUGCCGCUGACGUACUCUCCAGUGAACUAUUCACCUCUGCCAUACUCACCUCUCCUGCCACCUCUGCCUCCGAACUUACCCCACGUCAGACCCAGUGUUUUCUUGCCUCCCUACCUCCCUUUCCCCCCUGUCCCACCUGUGAACUUCUUCCCUCCAACAAACCACUUACUCCCACAACACAUUAUCAAUCCUCAGUCAAACUUUCUAAACCGGCCACAAAUGAACCAACAUCAGCCACUGAACAAUGCACAGAAAUCCAAACCACAGCCCAGGCCGAGGUGUUUGCAGGUCAUCCAAACAAAACAACCUGGAUAAUGAAUAUGUGGGGAGAUAUGGGCGGGACAUCUGACCAGAGACACUCAGCAACAACAAAUCACACAUCAAGUAAUGUUGACAAUGAUCCAUGACGACUGUCCAUCACUCAGUCUGUGUUUUUCAGCCACGGCACAAUGUCACACACACACACACUAAACCCACACACACACUAAACCCACAGUGACCCUAACUCUUUUUGAUUCAUUGCAUUAUUUAUAGCUAGUCAUUAAUGAUGAGAUACGGUUUUGUUGUAAUCAUGUUUGUUUGCAGAUGUCUGUUUUUUGAGGAUACUCCCUUCAUGUGAAAUUGACCAUGUAUAGUAAACAACAUGUGUUUUUACACCAACUGUUGCUGUGUAAAUAUCUGACGAGUGUAAUAAAUACAAUGAUUCUGAAGUAAA